This is a messenger RNA of Dicrocoelium dendriticum, 624 nucleotides long. Lineage: Eukaryota; Metazoa; Platyhelminthes; Trematoda; Plagiorchiida; Dicrocoeliidae. The record is from the annotation of a GenBank genome assembly.
AAAACACCAUACACAGGCCACACCGGUUCUGUCGAAGACAUCCAAUGGUCAUUCACAGAGCCCACCGUUUUCAUCUCAGUUUCCACUGACCACAGCAUUCGGGUGUGGGACACUCGGAGUCCACCGAGUUCCGGAAGUAUGCUUGCCGUUCCGGAAGCCCACCCGACGGACAUCAAUGUGCUCUCAUGGAACCGAUUGCAAUCGGUGAACUUACUCACUGGAGGCGACGAUGGCAGCCUUCGAAUUUGGGACCUGCGUGCUGUGAACAGACAAUUUGCCGCCAAUCAACAGUCCAAUGCGAUCCCAGCGUAUACACACAUUUAUGAAUUCCACACCCAACCGAUCACUUCGGUGGAAUGGCAUCCAACGGAUGCCGGUGUGUUUGUCGCCACGUCCGAGGAUGACCAAGUCACCAUCUGGGACAAUACUCUGGAGCAGGCUGACCAAACUGAAUCCACUCCAACCGUGGUCGACGACGAGGCAUCAAACAUUCCCAUCCAGUUGCUUUUCAUACAUUGUGGACAGACCGAGAUUAAAGAGGCUCAUUGGCACCCACAGAUCCCAGGGCUAUUGCUGGUCACAUCUUUGGAUGGAUUUAACGUGUUCCGAACGUGCAAUGUGUAG